AUAAAGUUGUCUUGUUUUUCAGGAGGUGAUGUUAGACUGGUCAAUAGUAGUAUUGCCUGCUCUGGUAGAGUUGAGGUCUUUCAUAAUGGCAGUUGGGGAACUGUGUGUGAUGACUCUUGGGACAUUAAUGAUGCUGCUGUGGUGUGCAGACAGGUGGGAUGUGGAAAAGCUCUUAGUGCCAACAGUGGGGCUUCUUUUGGGAGAGGGAGUGACAAGAUCUGGCUGGAUGAUGUUGCAUGUUCUGGAAGUGAGAGCAAACUAAUACAGUGCAAUCACAGGGGACUAGGAUCUCAUAACUGUGGCCACCAUAAAGAUUCUGGUGUUACAUGUUCAGGGGGGUUGAGAUUGGUCAAUGGCUCUGAUUCCUGCUGUGGAAGAGUGGAGAUCCUUCACAAUGGCCAGUGGGGAACUGUGUGUGAUGACUACUGGGACUUAACAGAUGCUGAUGUUGUGUGCAAACAAUUAAACUGUGGCAGAGCCAUCAGUGCCCCUAAAAGAGCUGCUUUUGGUCAGGGAAGUGGAGCGAUCUGGCUGGAUAAUGUUGGAUGCUCUGGAAAUGAGAAUACCCUUACACAGUGCUCACACAGAGGUCUGGGACAACAUGACUGUAAUCAUGGUAAAGACACUGGUGUUGUGUGUACAGGUGAUCUGCAGCAGCCCACCCUUUCCAUAAUCUCUCAUUCAGUUGUGUCUCCUGGAGAAAACAUUCAGUUCAGAUGCACAACACCUAAUCCAAGAUGUCAUGUAAAUGCUGAAUUCCACCUGUUCAGAAAAUCAUACACAAUAUCCUCUGAAACAAGUGUAUCUAGUGUGACUUUCAGUCUGAAUGUAGACGUCUCACAUCAGGAUCAGUACAGCUGUGAUUACUCUUACAGGAAUGACAUCAUCAAGUCUUCCAGGAGUAACACUAUUGAAAUUACUGUAGGUGAGUGUGUUCACAAUGAAUUACUUUUCUGUGUUUAAUUACAUUUUCAUUAUAUUUAUUCGUUUCGUACUUAGU
Misgurnus anguillicaudatus (oriental weatherfish) is the source of this 1000-nucleotide messenger RNA. The record is from RefSeq and is a predicted model, not a curated record. Lineage: Eukaryota; Metazoa; Chordata; Actinopteri; Cypriniformes; Cobitidae.